Molecule: messenger RNA, 2466 nt
Organism: Siniperca chuatsi (mandarin fish)
Lineage: Eukaryota; Metazoa; Chordata; Actinopteri; Centrarchiformes; Sinipercidae
Exons: 8
Coding region: 974-1726 (250 amino acids)
Source: RefSeq, a predicted model, not a curated record
CAGGAUAACAGGAAGUGGGAUGGUUAUCAUGGACUGUGCAUCAAAGUGUCAGAGAGACAGAGCCCUAAAGAUUCAUGCAUUUGACGAGAUGUGUGUGAGGCAAGAAGGCUGGCUAGAUUGCGAAAGAGGACAGAGACUUUUGAGGGGGGAAUUGCCGGAAAGAGUGGAUCUAGAUUAUGUGUGUUACAGGGUGAGGGAGCUCCUCUCAGGUGUUGCUGCAGGAUGAAGAGGAGGCAGGAGAUGUGGGAAGGACGACUGUAAUGUGGAGAAAGAGCAAGCAAAGUGCCUGCACUGCAAAGGAAAUCACCAUACGGGAUCGGCACAGUGCCCAAAGAGAAUUAAGGAAGUAAAAGCAAAUAAGAUCAGAGCAGAAAAGGGAAAGUCAUACGCUGAAGCUGCUGGGAGAAUGGAGAGGAACGGUGAAAUGGUGGCAGCGCAAAAGGAAAAGGAGCAGAAAGGAGCAGAGCAUCAGUAUGGACAAGAAACGAUUUCUGGCAUUUAUUGCCAUGGUUAUAAAUUGUGCUGCUGAAAUAAAGGGGAAGUCGGAAAGCAUUAAGAUGGUGCUGGAUGCUGCAAGAAGGUUUUUAAGUGUUGUGGACACAUCUGGAGAGGAUCUAGAUGUUACGCUGAGGGAAGGAGCUGCACCAACUCUGGGUCUGGGUUGCAGAAUGGACUAAUGGCAUGGGAGCACUUUGGGUGGACGCUGUAAAUAGUUUACACUGUGAAGCUGUUACAAUCCAGCAGGUGGCGGUAAUACACACUUAUGGGUGCCAACUACCAUAAAACUCAACAGAAAAAGAAGAAGUAGGAGGAGGAGGAGAAGGAGAAGUUGUUGAAGGAGAAGUUGUUGAAGUUUUGCCUGUUGCGCAGAUAGUUUUCGCCAUCUGAAGGUGCAGGUGUACACUUGCAAUGAGUCAAUGUGAGGAGACAGAGGAGGGGGUCCACCCCUCUGAAACCCCUCUGUGUGGGCAACAUGGCAGCCAGACUGAAGCUCAGAGAGUCCCAAGGGAAAGCAAUGGCUCCCCUUCAUCCAGCGUGUCCAUCAAGAGUGAUCGGUCAAAAGCUGACAUCAUUGAUUUCAAAGAAGGACGCUCCUCUCUCAAGUCGGACUUCGUUCUUUCUUCCUCAGAAGAUGAGGAGGGCCUUCGACGUAUUUCUUCCUCAGAAGAUGAGGAGGGCCUUCGACGUAUUUCUUCCUCAGAAGAUGAGGAGGGCCUUCGACGUAUUUCUUCCUCAGAAGAUGAGGAGGGCCUUCGACGUAUUUCUUCCUCAGAAGAUGAGGAGGGCCUUCGAGAUUUCUUCCUCAGAAGAUGAGGAGGGCCUUCGACGUAUUUCUUCCUCAGAAGAUGAGGAGGGCCUUCGACGUAUUUCUUCCUCAGAAGAUGAGGAGGGCCUUCGACGUAUUUCUUCCUCAGAAGAUGAGGAGGACGUUGCGGCAGAUGAUGGUGAUCUCCCAGAGCAGCGGAGACCAGACUCUCCAGUACUCAGGAUGCCUGUGGAGAGCAGCUGGUCAACACGCAGCAGCUCUGCAUCACAGAGCAUAGACUCUUAUCCAAAAGUCGCUCUGAAACGCAAAGCUUCCACUGGAUCCAGCAGUUUGUCUGUCGAUAGUUCACAAGGUUGCAUCGAUGCAAAAGAAAAACUCUCCUCUCCUAAAAAGAGGCUGGAAAAUCCAGCCAGAACCCUUCUAUGCAGACGUUUCAGAGGACGCUAUUCAGAAAUGUGAAGCCGUUUUUUUUUCCAGUCUUCAGACUAUCUGAAAAGGGACAAGAUGACCAUCAGGAGUUUGUUGUUGGAGGCAGUGCUGCGACGGAAACAUCGUCCGGGUUCCUGAGGGCUAAAUUGGGGGCCACCUCUAUAACUUGUUUUACAAAUUGCAGAUGGGGAAUAUGGCUUGGCCUGAAAAAAUGUUUCAGUCAGAGUAUAUUUUUUAGCUUUAAUCCCUGUGUCAUACUAGAAAAAUACCAACACUAUUUUUUUUUACUGUAAUCUGUGUAUUUCUAUUCUUAUAUUUUGUUCUCUUGUGCCUUUGAUUGCCUGGUUUCUCCACUGCACUGUAACUGUAUUUCUGGUCUAUUCCAUUUGUAUUUUAUUUAAUUUUAUCUCAUUUCUAAUCAAAUUUUAUUCCAUCUUAAUUGAUUUUUAUUUUGUUUUUUAUUGCUUAUUGUUUUUUUAAUGUAAUUCUAAUGUUUUUCUUUGUCUGUAUAAAGCACCUAGCCCUGUAUUUAAAGUUAGUCUAAGGCGUUCGGGUCUGUGCUAAUGUAAAAUGCGCCUGAAUGAGGAAACUAUAUGAAACCAUAAAUGAAAGGAGCUGGUGGGACUCAUAAAAGAGGCUUGCGACUGUUACAGAGGGUGUUUUUGGGGCUUCUUGAGCUCAGUCGGUGAGGGACUCAAAUUGUUGUUAAUCUUUUCUGCAUUUUCACAACUUCCUUAAAACCAGUAUCUAAAUAAAACCAUAUAAUCCUA